Messenger RNA from Lottia gigantea (owl limpet), 741 nucleotides. RefSeq lists its product as hypothetical. Gene Ontology annotation, cellular component: cytoplasm. The record is from RefSeq and is a predicted model, not a curated record. Gene Ontology annotation, biological process: siderophore biosynthetic process. Bases 1 to 741 code for a protein of 246 amino acids. The transcript has 9 exons. Gene Ontology annotation, molecular function: 3-hydroxybutyrate dehydrogenase activity. Lineage: Eukaryota; Metazoa; Mollusca; Gastropoda; Lottiidae.
AUGGGAAGACUAGAUGACAAAGUUGUGGUAUUAACUGCUGGUGCUCAGGGUAUUGGUAGAGCUUGUGCAGAGAUAUUUGCUAGAGAAGGUGCUAGGGUUAUAGCAACAGAUGUUAAUGUAGAGAAACUAAAGGAAUUAGAUUCUAUUAAAGGUAUAGAGACUAGAGUACUAGAUGUAACAAAUAAUGAUGAUAUUGUGAAACUAGCUAAAUCAUUAGAUCAUGUAGAUAUACUGUUUAAUUGUGCUGGAUACGUACACAAUGGUACUAUAUUAGAAACAGAUGAAGCUAGUUGGGAUCGAUCAUUUAAUAUAAAUGUAAAGAGUAUGUUUAGAAUGUGUAAAGCUUUUCUGCCUAAAAUGAUGGCUCAAGAUUCAAGUGUUAGUAUAAUUAAUAUGUCAUCUGUAGCUUCUAGUAUUAAAGGUGUACCAAAUAGAAGUGUAUACAGUACAACUAAAGCAGCAGUUAUAGGUUUAACAAAAUCUGUAGCAGCAGAUUAUGUUGAUCAAAAUGUCAGAUGUAACUGUGUUUGUCCAGGUACAGUAGAUACGCCAUCUUUACAUGAAAGAAUAAAUGCAUUAGAAGAUCCACAAAAGUCCAUGAAAGAUUUUUUAGCCAGACAAAAGAUGGGUCGAUUUGCUUCAGCUGAUGAAAUAGCUAAUAUGGUGCUUUAUCUGGCUUCAGAUGAGUCAAAGUAUGUGACUGGUCAAUGUUUUAUUAUUGAUGGUGGAUGGAGUUUAUAA